Molecule: messenger RNA, 654 nt
Organism: Aspergillus campestris IBT 28561
Lineage: Eukaryota; Fungi; Ascomycota; Eurotiomycetes; Eurotiales; Aspergillaceae
Product: alpha/beta fold hydrolase
Exons: 5
Coding region: 1-654 (217 amino acids)
Source: RefSeq, a predicted model, not a curated record
AUGGCAGCCACUCAAACUAUCCGCCCGACCUGCGUGCUCAUCAACUCCAUGUGCAUGACCACCGCGCUCUACCGCCCGCAAUUCGAGAGCGCCGAGCUCACCGCCGCCGUCAACCUGCUGGCCAUCGAGCCGCUGGGACACGGCGCUACUAGCUGCGCCACGGAGCACUUCACCUACUGGGACUCGGCCAUCAUGGCGCUGCAAGUCCUCGACGCACUGAACAUCAAGAAGCGUGUCAUUCCCCUGGGUACGUCCAUGGACAGCGAGUCGCCCGACUCCCGCAGCAAGGGAUGCUGGGACCCCGCGCCGCUGCUGGCGCCCUUCCACGACAAGUGGUCCGGCAUCGGAUUCGGCGCCAACUCUCCCGCCGAGACGGGCGAGUUCUGGACCAAGACGUUGAAGGAGGUGUACCGCGGAGAUGAGGGCCGCAAGAAGGUGCGCAUGGCAGUGAACUGCCUGCUGGAGCGCGACGGGCUGCUGAUGCGCCUGCGCGACGUCAAGUGCCCCGUAUACUGGCUGCAGGCAAUUCGGUUGCUGAGCGGGUCGGUGGAGGCGUCACUGCGGAUGGUCGAGGGAGGAGCCCAUUAUCUGAACGCGACCAACCCGGCUGAAGUAAACCAGGCUGUCUUGGAGAUGGUCCGGAAAUAUGCCUAA